CACACACACACCGUACGCCUCGCGUUGUGUUGACUGUUGUGUUGAGUCCUCAAAACAUUUUCAUUCUCAUUUUUUCAUUUUCAUUUUUCAGUUCUUCACCUCCUCUCCUCUUCCUCUUCGCCGGCGGCUCAAAUCAAAGUCUUCCGUGCCCGAAGCCGACCACCGCCCAUCCGUUGCUUCCACACAAAACCUCACCCAGGCUCCCCCCCUCCAAUCGCUCUCUGAUUCUGAUUGGCCUCCGCAAACGCCCGCCCUGCCUGCUGCUGAUGCGGUGCGAGCGGGAAAGAGUGGAUUGUUUCCUGGACAAGAGCAAGCGGGAAAGUUCGUUCUUGAUUUCUCCGAGUUCAACGACCACUUCCAUGUUUCCAACCUGAACCACAAGCUGCAGUUAAAAAAGAUAGGAUAGGAGGAGCAAUCUCCGGUUUCUUGAUUUUUUUUUUUUUUGAACCGCGCCCAAAUCGUGAUUCUUGGAAGAAGAGGGGAAGGAGGGAAAUGAGGCUGCUGGUGCAGGUGAGCGAGGCACGCAACCUGCCGGCGAUCGACGGUGGCGGCGGGCUGAGCGACCCGUACGCGAAGCUGCAGCUGGGGAGGCAGCGUGGCAAGACCAGGGUGGCCAAGAGGACGCUGAGCCCGACCUGGGACGAGGAGUUCGCGUUCCGGGUGGUGGACCUCAAGGACGAGCUCGUGGUGGUGGUCGUCGACGAGGACAGGUACUUCUCCGACGACUUCCUCGGCCAGGUCAGGGUGCCCCUCUCCGCCGUGCUCGACGCCGACAACCGCUCGCUCGGGACGCAGUGGUACCAGCUGCUGCCCAAGAGCAAGAAGUCCAAGAUCAAGGAUUACGGAGAAAUUCGUCUUACAAUAUCUCUCUCUCUAAAUUACCCUGAAGAGACAACGACACUUGCACAUUGCGUUUCAGAUGACCUCGCGUCAUAUUCUGACAAAUCAACUGAAUUACAGAAAGGAUCUUCUUUGCCAAAUAUUCCUAUAGAAAUACCCACGUCAGUAUCAGGGGGUGAUGAAACAGAAAUCAUCAAGGAGGAUAGAUCAAAUGGUGUCCCAUCAUUUGUCAAUCGUCUGUAUCAAUUUUUCUCAGCGAAACCAAAAGAUGCAGAAGCUUCAGCUUCAGCUCCACCUCUCACUACGGGCGAUGGUAAUUCAGAUAUUCUUGAAGAAACACCAUCAACUAGUUCAGAACUUCCUGAUAACCAGGAUUAUGAAACUGGUGUAACUAUGUCCUUUGAUGAACAACUAAAAGCCUUUGGAUCUUGCCAUGAAGGGAAUGAAAUACCUGAAAACUUGUCAGGUGGAGUUCUUAUUGAUCAAGUUUAUGCUGUUGCACCCAGUGACUUGAAUGGACUUCUUUUCUCACCAAGUUCAGAUUUCUUGCAAUCACUAGCGGAGAUGCAAGGAACUACUGGUCUUGAAAUCCAACAAUGGAGACUUGAAAAUGAUGGUGAGGUCUUGAAGAGGGUAGUAAGCUACACAAAAGCUCCUACUGCACUAGUCAAGGCUGUGAAAGCAACAGAGGAUGUGUCAUAUCUGAAGGCAGAUGGAGAUAUAUAUGCAACUUUAGCUGAUGUUAGUACUCCAGAUGUUCCAUUUGGGAAUUCUUUUAGGGUGGAGGUUUUAACAUGCAUAAUGCCAGGGCCUGAACUACCUGAUAAUGAAAAAUCCUCACGUCUUGUAGUCUCCUGGCGCUUGAAUUUUAUCCAGAGUACAAUGAUGAAGGGCAUGAUAGAAAAUGGGGCUAAACAAGGGUUGAAGGAUAACUACAUUCAGUUCUCUGAACUCCUGGCUCGAAAUAUCAGGCCAGUUGAUUCAAAAGAUGCAGCAGCUACUGAUAAAGUUUUGUCUUCAGUACAACCAGAGCAAGAAUCUGAUUGGAAACUAGCAUUCCGUAUAUUUGGAAAUUUUACUGUUGUAUCCUCACUGGUUGCAUUCAUUUAUGUUUUUUCACACAUCAUCCUUGCAAGCCCCAGUAUAAUUCAAGGUCUUGAGUUUCCUGGCCUGGACCUACCAGAUUCUGUUGGUGAAGUCGUGGUUUGUGGAGUUCUUGUUCUGCAAGGACAGCGUGUCCUAAAUAUGAUUGCACGAUUCAUCCAGGCUAAGAGGCAGAGAGGAAGUGAUCAUGGAGUCAAAGCACAAGGGAAUGGUUGGUUGCUGACUGUCGCUCUGAUUGAUGGUACCAAUUUAGCAGCAACCAAAUCAUCUGGUUACUCUGAUCCAUAUGUUGUAUUUACCUGCAAUGGAAAGACGAAGACUAGUUCAAUUAAAUUUCACACUCUGGAACCUCGGUGGAAUGAAAUUUUUGAAUUUGAUGCCAUGGAAGAUCCUCCAUCCGUUAUGAAAAUAAAUGUCUACGAUUUUGAUGGACCAUUUGAUGAAGUUGAGUCUCUUGGUCAUGCUGAAGUAAAUUUCUUGAAAUCUAAUCUAUCCGAGCUUUCCGACAUUUGGAUUCCUCUCAAGGGUAAGCUGGCUCAAGCAUGUCAGUCAAAAUUGCAUUUGAGAAUUAUCUUGAAUAAUUCAAGGGGUACUGAAGUCAUGAAGGACUACCUAGACAAAAUGGAGAAAGAGGUUGGCAAAAAGAUUGCUGUAAGGUCUCCACACACAAACUCAGCAUUCCAGAAGAUCUUUUCUUUGCCACCAGAAGAAUUUCUAAUCAAUGAUUUUACCUGUCAUCUAAAGCGCAAAAUGCUCACACAGGGCCGCCUGUUUUUAUCUCCAAGAAUUAUUGGGUUCUACACUAAUCUUUUUGGCCACAAAACAAAAUUCUUCUUUCUUUGGGAAGAUAUCGAGGACAUCCAAGUGAUGCCUGCAACACUAUAUUCAAUGGGAAGUCCAUCUCUGCUUAUUAUUCUUCACAAGGGCAGAGGAAUGGAUGCAAGGCAUGGAGCAAAGCAACUUGAUAAUGAAGGCCGACUCAAGUUUCAUUUCCAGUCUUUUGUAUCGUUCAAUGUGGCACAUAAAACAAUAAUGGCGCUCUGGAAGGCAAGGUCCUUGACCCCUGAACAAAAAGUACAGCUGGUAGAAGAAGAAUCAGAAAUGAAAGACCUCCAGAAUAAUGAAAGUGAUUCUUUCUUAGGAAUAGAGGAUGCAAAAAUGUCAGAAGUAUUUUCAUCUACAAAACCUUUUGAUGUAUCAACACUCAUGAGCAUAUUUGAGGGUGGUCCUUUGGAGCAUCAAGUGAUGGAGAAAAUUGGCUGUAUGGAGUACUCAGUUUCACCAUGGGAGUCCGUCAGAGCUGAUGCUUACCAGAGGCAAAUUCAUUACAAGUUCGACAAGAGAUUGGCACGCCAUGAAGGGGAAGUAAUGAGCACCCAACAGAAAUCCCCUUUGCCUGAUAAAAAUGGAUGGCUUGUUGAAGAAGUGAUGACGCUUGAAGGUAUUCCAGUUGGUGAAUACUUCAACCUGCAUAUGCGAUACCAAUUGGAGCAGAUCUCAUCCAAGCCCAAGGCAUGCAAUGUCCAAGUGUCUAUUGGGAUCGCAUGGUUAAAGAGCUGCAAGAACAGAAAGAAGAUUGCUCAAGAGGUACUAUCCAGUGCAUCUUCUCGCCUCAAGAAGAUGUUUGGCCUACUCGAGAAGGAAUUGUUACCAGCCAAGUAGGGGCCCUUUUUCAUACCCUGCGUUUUCUGGUGCACCCAUGUAUAGCCCGAAAUCGUCGUCUGGUGUCUCUUGGUUUUGACAACAUCUUGUUCCUGAUGCUGAGCAAGAAUCAGUACAUAAUGCGAAAGGUUCUAACUUCGCAGGCAAGGCAGUGUACCAUACCCUGAUGAACAUCUCCCCAUGCAAGAUUCAGACUGGAGAACUGACAGCAGAGCUAGGAAGUUGUUCUAGUCAUGAAAACGUUACUGUUCAAAUGCAGUUCUUGAACAAGAGGUUUGGUAUCUUGCCUAUACUCUUCAAGAUAGAUCAUUCGAAACUUUGGUCUGUCAUUGUAGUUAUCAGUUGUCAGUCCCUUUAGCAACAGAAAACAAUGCAGCUUCCGUAGCCAUUCUUUUUUUAGAUUUUUACUCCAGCAAAGAUUACAUGAUCUGUUGUUACGGACAAAAGAAAUGGGAAAAUUUACCAGAAAAACUGAGCCACUGUUUAACCAA
Messenger RNA from Oryza sativa Japonica Group (Japanese rice), 4097 nucleotides. The record is from RefSeq and is a predicted model, not a curated record. NCBI's taxonomy places the organism in Eukaryota, Viridiplantae, Streptophyta, Magnoliopsida, Poales, Poaceae.